Messenger RNA from Limulus polyphemus (Atlantic horseshoe crab), 1266 nucleotides. Its product is annotated as cytosolic carboxypeptidase-like protein 5. The record is from RefSeq and is a predicted model, not a curated record. Gene Ontology annotation, molecular function: zinc ion binding; metallocarboxypeptidase activity. Lineage: Eukaryota; Metazoa; Arthropoda; Merostomata; Xiphosura; Limulidae. The transcript is spliced from 4 exons. Gene Ontology annotation, biological process: proteolysis. The annotation marks the transcript as partial.
AUGGAAGUGGGAGAAGAUAAGAUAUACAGAUACAAAGUAAUGGAAGUGGGAGAAGAUAAGAUAUACAGAUACAAAGUAAUGGAAAUGGGAGACGAUAAAAUAUACAGAUACAAAGUAAUGGAAGUGGGAGAAGAUAAGAUAUACAGAUACAAAGUAAUGGAAGUGGGAGAAAAGAAAGAUCUGAAACACAAAUUAAUCAUUAGUAGAAGAAUAGACAUAAGUUACCGGUACAAAGUGAAGGAAGGAAACUUUGUGUUGACAUUUCUUCAUAAGCUCCCAAGUCACACUGCAGCAACAACAUAUUUUGCCUUUACUUUUCCAUUCAGCUACAAUGAAUGUCAGGAAAUGUUGUCUAAGUUUGAUAAACAAUUUAGAUCAGGACUGUACUUGGACCCAAGUGACCCAGCAUCCAUGGAUGUGUCUAGUACCAACAAUGUUUACUAUUGUCGUGAAGUUUUGUGUUAUUCUUUGGAUGGCCAUAAGGUGGAGCUAGUAACAGUUACAUCCUUAACGGGGAUGUUGGAAGAACGGGAAGAUCGUCUACCUCAUCUCUUUCCUGAUAAAACUAUUCCUCGGUGCCAUAAGUUUCAAAACAAAAAGAUUGUUUUCAUCAGUAGUCGUGUUCACCCAGGAGAAACACCUUCAAGUUUUGUUCUUCGUGGAUUUUUGCAUUUUAUUCUUGCCACUGAAGACCCCAGGCCUGUUUUUCUGCGGGAUAACUUUGUUUUCAAAUUGAUUCCAAUUCUCAAUCCUGAUGGUGUAGUAAGAGGACAUUACCGAAUGGAUGCUCGUGGAGUUAACUUGAAUCGUAAAUACUUGACUGCAGACUUGGAAGACCAUCCUGCAGUGUACUCCACCUGCCAUCUGCUCCUCUAUUAUCAUUCAAAGAUGUGCCCUCUUCAUAAUUGUAUUGAAUCUUCAAAGAAAAAAUGGUACAAUUAUGCAAGUUUUCAAGACUCUCAGUAUGAUAUAAGUUCAUCCUUUGAAAGAGAUUUGCUGGGAGAAGAAGGUUUAAUAAAGAUGUCGGACAGAAACUUUCAUCAGUUCACAGAAAAACUAAAGUUUAUGGAUAAUAACAAUUCUAAUAAUAUACAUGAUGAUACUCAGCAAGUUUCAUCAACAUCCUCCUUUGAUGUCUCAAACCAAUCUUCAACCAUGAUACACAGCAAAGCAGCAUCUUCUUACAGUGAUAAAUCAUUUCCUGAGGUUUCUAAGCCUUUCUUAUCAAAUUUGGGUAAUAUCUCUCCAGAGGUGAAGUUAUCAAAG